UGAUCAACGAGCCCUUCGCAGGGAAUAUCUACAGCAGCCCUUUGCGUGCAGUGCCACGCUUUACAGACGGUUGGAACUUGCAACCCGCGUACGACGUGGUCCUCGCCGCACACAUCCGCGCCGUUGAUCCAGAGGCAUUGAUCUUUUUCGCGGGUGUCACGUGGGCUGACGUGCACGAUCAUGCGGCUUACAGUGGCUUUUCUCACACUCCAGAUGGUAAUCAAUUUCGCGACCGCUCUGUGCUCGCCCACCACUACUACGCACCACCGCAGGCCGCAAACUCAAGCACAAAAUACUUAUACGCAGCAGGAGUUCCCUAUACUUACAACACUUAAUCAGGACGAGCUUGUGGAUCUAUCGUAUAUCAUGUAGUUGCUGUUGUAGUCACCAGCACGACGACGAAUGAUAUGACCUCGACGAUAAGAAGUACACGGUACAUGCUUUGUGAAAAAUGCUUUUGCAAUUGUGUCGCGGACAGUUAAUUUUACAUAUGGGUCAUUGAAUGGCAAUGGAAAAAUUGGAAAAACAAAGAAUCAUUUGACUACAGUAUCUGUAUCAAAGUGACAUCGGAACUCGUGUAAAAUAUGUACUUAGAUAAAAUGUGGAGUGCGACUAGGACUUCUACAUCUACAUCGAAAACUGCGUACCUCAGCAGGAAUAAGGCUCAAAUCAAAGUUGAAAAUGACGUGUGUAAGAAACAACGGCAAGAUGAGCAUGAUGAAGGUGAAACUGAAAGAAAGAAUAGUUUCUACCUCGGUUUCAGAACAAGAUGGAAAUGCUGAUGGCUGCGCAACAGCCAAACAGCACGAAUCAACUUUCAGGUAGAGCGACUCGG
This is a messenger RNA of Amoebophrya sp. A25, 835 nucleotides long. Lineage: Eukaryota; Dinophyceae; Syndiniales; Amoebophryaceae. The record is from the annotation of a GenBank genome assembly.